AACUGACUACUUAAAAUGAGGACCAGACCUGGCCCCUCUAGAUCAGAGAUCACAGAGCAGAAGACGAACAGAGCUCCAGGACCCCAAGACAGAGCCACAAACUGUGGCGAUCCCUGGCCCAGGUCCUAUCCUUCAUCAAGGUUCCUGUUGAGUCAUUUCAUCCCACUGAAAAUGUCCUUUUUGGAGGAGAAUUCAGGUGUGAAAACGGACUCUGAAGACUGGGAAAGAGAUGAAUCCCAGUCCUGCUCAGAAGACCCAGCCAGAAGCCCCCUGGGGCCAGGCCCGAGCCUUACCUCCAUGAGUUCUGCACACUCGUCUCCAAAAGUGACGGCCAAAGCCCCGGAGAAAUUCAGCAUUUAUGACCAUGAUCACAAAGUAUUGGUCCUAGACUGCGGGAUCCUCAGAGCAGUUCCGGAUAGACCCUACAUCCUCCCAGAGACCUUCUUUGUACUAGCUUCCCACUUGAGCUCAGCCUGUGAAGAGAAAGGAAGUCCAAUUCUCCUGGCAGUCUCUAAAGGAGAGCUCUGUCUCUGCUGUGAGAAGGACAAAGGACAAAGCAAGCCAUCCCUUCAGCUGAAGAAGAAAAAACUGACUGACUUGGCUACCGAGAAGGAACAAGCACGUCGACCGUUCAUCUUUUAUAGGGCUGAGGUGGGCUCCAAGAACACACUGGAGUCAGUCACCCACCCUGGAUGGUUCAUUUGCACCUCCUGCAAUUCUGGUGAACCUGUUGGAAUGACAGAUAUUCUUGGGAAAAGGGAACACACUGAGUUUUCAUUCCGGCGAGUUCACAAAGCUGAAAUGAGCCCCACUGAGGCCACUGAGUAGAAAACUGCCCUAUGCAAUGCCUUCCUGUACUUUCCUCUCUCACACCAAACGCAGAAGAAUGUGGAGCCUACUUGUUAACGUUUUUCAUUUCUCAUUAGUACUUUGAGAAUUCAUGUCUUUAGGUCAUAGAUAAAAUGAUUGAGUAAUUGUAGAGUUCUUAGAUGAAAUAAAGUUCUGGUUGGAAUGAG
Equus quagga is the source of this 1016-nucleotide messenger RNA. RefSeq names its product interleukin 37 (gene IL37). Bases 16 to 828 code for a protein of 270 amino acids. Gene Ontology annotation, molecular function: cytokine activity. The transcript is spliced from 6 exons. Lineage: Eukaryota; Metazoa; Chordata; Mammalia; Perissodactyla; Equidae. Gene Ontology annotation, biological process: cytokine-mediated signaling pathway; inflammatory response to antigenic stimulus; cellular response to lipopolysaccharide. Gene Ontology annotation, cellular component: nucleoplasm. The record is from RefSeq and is a predicted model, not a curated record.